Molecule: messenger RNA, 2115 nt
Organism: Brenthis ino (lesser marbled fritillary)
Lineage: Eukaryota; Metazoa; Arthropoda; Insecta; Lepidoptera; Nymphalidae
Source: the annotation of a GenBank genome assembly
AUGUUUGUUUCACAUGACAUAAACUCGAAUAAAAAAAAGUUCCAGAAGCCUAACAUUUUACGUAAAAAGACAAAUAUAAAUAAGGCUUCAAUUGUGAAUAAAACAAAUAAGGCUGAAAUUUUUGAAACUUCUGGUGUGAAUUCUUUACUCACUUCAUCUUAUAUACUUGACCAAAAAAAUAAUGACUUAGAAGUAGAUAAGGCUCUUAAAUGCAAAAGUAAUAAAAAUGUAUUCCUUGUAAAAAAAUCUGUACCAAAAUUAAAGGUAGACAAUGUAGCAGAUCCAUUAGGUAGUAUACAGAAUACCACACCUAAUGUGACUGCUAAGAAUAAUAUGAUAUAUAUUGAUAACUGCCAAAGUAUUGAGGAGAAUCAAAGCCUUUCUUUAAAUGUGGAAUCAUUUUUGUUAAGUGAUGAAGCUAGACAGAAUAUAUCUAUUGAUGAUAAUGAUCUUCUUAAAAAAGAAAUGGAAGAUGAAGAAGGUAAACAAAAGUGGUGCUUAGAUUUUUCUCAAGACACUCAAAAAAUUAUAAUUGAACAGUAUGAUAGUUCUCAAGUGGGUAGUUUAUAUCUAGAACAAAAGUCAGAUGUUUCUAGCACAAUGGUACCUUUAGCUGCUGUGUCAUCUAUACAUCAAAACAGCUCUGUUCCUUCAGACGAUUUGACUACUAUGGUUACUGUCAAUUUAACAUCAAAUGAAUCAGUCAUAGACGAGAACAAAUAUCAAACAAUGACAAUAACAGCUUUACCGUCAAUAUCAGAGGAUACAGAUACUAUUCAAGGAGAUUAUCCUUCAGUAGCUACAAUUGAGACUUUAGGUGUAGCUGCUGUUUCUGAGGACUCUAGCAUAGCACAGGGUGAAGAUUUUUCAUCUAUGGACACUAUAAAUAAAAUAUCAAUAGAACAGUUAACUCAGAGACCAGUUAAAUUUAAGUGUGAUUCACCUGAUUGUAAUAAAGAAUUUAUGAGUGAACAAAAGUUAAAGAAACAUAAAAGCACACAUAAUAAAAGCGCUAGUCAAAAAGCCCCGAGGCAGACUACUGUGGAGUGUCCAGUUAAGAAAAUUCUAGAAUCUGGUAUAGAAGAACCAUGUGGCAGGAUAUUCCAUGUUAGAGUAGACCUUAUUAAACAUUUGAAUGAAGAACAUACAAUAGAGGAAGCUAUUUAUAGAUGCACAGAAUGCAACCGGCGCUUCUUCUGGGCGUCGGGGCUGCGGGCGCACGCGCGCGCGCACGCCGGCCGCGAGCGCGAGGGCCGGCUGCUGGCGUGCCCGUGGCCGGGCUGCUCGCGCGCCUUCCGCCAGCCCUGCCGCCUGCGCGAGCACGCGCGCGCCCACACCGGGGACAAACCAUACUCUUGUAGACAUCCUAACUGCGGGUGGUCAUUCCGCACGGCGAGCAAGCUGCUGCGGCACGCGCGCCGGCACACGGGCGACCGGCGGCACGCGUGCGCGGCGUGCGGGCGCGCCUUCCUGCGCCGCGAGCACCUGCGCGACCACGCCGCGCGCCACCACGCGCACGCGCGCCGCCUGCACGACUGUCCGCACGCUGACUGUCAGCAAACUUUCACAAAUAUGAGCUCGCUUUACAUGCACAUGAAGAAAGUGCACAAGAAGGAAGAAAACAACCCGCCUACAAUUAUAGCUACAGCCGAAGACCAGGAAACACCGAAAGUUGCGUCCGAAAAUUUGUUUAUGGUGAGUUUGUUAGAGCCAAGUCCAAUAGAGGAGGUUAGCGAGGGGAGCAGCCCUACCGCAGAGGGGCACUCGGCGCGCACGCACUGCACGUGGCCGCUAGCGUCGCGCGCCGACCGCUACCACCACGCCGAUUCUUAUGUACUGGAGGAGGAUGGGCAAAUCGAACAGUCGGAGAGUUCUGAAAGUAACAUUUAUACAGUGAGGAGCGAUCUCUUUCUUCACGGCAAUGUUCUGCACAACGAAGAUAGCGAGCAGAUGGGUCGGUGCGUGCGCGCGGCGGAGGCGGAGGGCGCGCUGGCGCUGGACGCCGACCUGCUGCUGGACGCGCCCUCUGUGCAUCUAGACCAGGAGGAACUGUACACUGAUCCCGUGGACGAGUCCGCUUUCAGAGUGUUCCUUCUUAGCGGUGAGGAGCUCACA